Messenger RNA from Larimichthys crocea (large yellow croaker), 4754 nucleotides. RefSeq names its product protein kinase C beta type. The transcript is spliced from 17 exons. Gene Ontology annotation, molecular function: zinc ion binding; ATP binding; diacylglycerol-dependent serine/threonine kinase activity. The record is from RefSeq and is a predicted model, not a curated record. NCBI's taxonomy places the organism in Eukaryota, Metazoa, Chordata, Actinopteri, Sciaenidae. The coding region runs from base 397 to 2400 and encodes 667 amino acids. Gene Ontology annotation, biological process: protein phosphorylation.
CAGACAGACCGAGAGAGAGAGACAGAGAGAGAGAGACAGAGAGAGAGAGAGUUGUAAGCAGCAACACAUUGGUGACAGCGUCCCGGGGGAGCCGCCGGAAGAAGCAGCAGCAGCAGCAGCAGCUUGAGCGCGAGCUCGGACGCAGACCGACAAAAACACCGGCAGCACGAGCGACACCGAGGGCGGUCAGCGGGGCGGAGAGGAGAGGAGUAGGAGGAAGAGGAGGAGGAGGAGGAGAACGAGGAGGAGGAGGAGGCACAUGCACCGCAACUCGUUCUCCCCCCGCCUGCCUCCAUCGUCUCUCCCUAUCUCACUUGGCUCUCCUCACCCCGCGCGUCGUUCCUCUCGGACCGCUGCCGUCGCCGCCGCCGCCGCCGCCGCCGCUUCCUCGUUAAGAUGGCUGACCCCAGCAGCGACGGAGAGGCACCGGAGAGUGCGCGCGGCUUCGCCCGUCAGGGAGCCCUCCGCCAGAAGAAUGUGCACGAGGUGAAGAACCACAAGUUCAUCGCGCGCUUCUUCAAGCAGCCAACCUUCUGCAGCCACUGCACGGACUUCAUCUGGGGCUUUGGGAAACAGGGAUUCCAGUGCCAAGUGUGCUGUUUUGUGGUCCAUAAGCGCUGUCAUGAAUUUGUCACCUUUUCAUGUCCGGGGGCCGACAAGGGACCUGCCUCCGAUGAUCCUCGUAGUAAACACAAGUUUAAGGUCCACACUUACUCCAGCCCGACCUUCUGUGACCACUGUGGCUCUCUCCUCUACGGGUUGAUUCACCAGGGAAUGAAAUGUGACCACUGUAUGAUGAACAUCCACAAGCGGUGUGUUGCCAACGUCCCAAGUCUGUGUGGGACAGAUCACACCGAGAGGAGAGGACGCAUCCAAAUCUCUGCCCAGAUCACAGAGGGCACGCUUACCGUCACCAUCAAAGAGGCUAAAAACCUGGUGCCCAUGGACCCCAACGGCUUGUCAGACCCUUACGUCAAGCUCAAGCUGGUCCCAGAUCCAAAGAGUGAGAGCAAGCAGAAGACCAAGACCAUCAAAUGUUGCCUCAACCCCACCUGGAAUGAAACCUUCACUUUUAGCCUAAAAGAAAGUGACAAGGAUCGCCGUCUUUCAGUGGAGAUCUGGGACUGGGAUUUGACCAGCAGGAACGACUUCAUGGGAUCUCUGUCCUUUGGGAUCUCCGAGCUACAGAAACAAGGCGUAGAUGGAUGGUUUAAGCUGCUGUCCCAGGAGGAGGGUGAAUACUUUAAUGUUCCUGUCCAGCCAGAUGGAGAGGAUGGUAACGAGGAGCUGCGACAAAGAUUUGAGAGGGCGAGAGUGGGUCCAGGGAAGCCCACAGACUCUUCUUCCUCUUCCUCGGUUUGCAAGUACGACAGCAAUGGCAAUCAGGACCGGGUCAAGCUCUCGGACUUCAACUUCGUCAUGGUUCUGGGCAAGGGGAGCUUUGGCAAGGUGAUGCUGGCUGAGAGGAAGGGCACAGACGAGUUGUACGCCAUCAAAAUCCUGAAGAAGGAUGUGGUGAUCCAGGACGACGACGUGGAGUGCACCAUGGUGGAGAAGAGAGUCCUCGCUCUGUCUGGGAAACCACCUUUCCUCACUCAGCUGCACUCCUGUUUCCAAACCAUGGACCGAUUGUACUUCGUCAUGGAGUAUAUAAACGGAGGAGACCUUAUGUAUCAGAUCCAACAGGUUGGCAAGUUCAAGGAGCCUCAUGCUGUGUUCUAUGCUGCAGAGAUCGCCAUCGGACUCUUCUUCCUUCACUCCAAAGGCAUCGUGUAUCGGGAUCUGAAGCUGGACAACGUGAUGCUGGACUCUGAAGGCCAUAUAAAGAUCGCAGACUUUGGCAUGUGCAAAGAAAACAUGUUAGAUGGAAUAACCACAAAGACUUUUUGCGGGACACCAGACUACAUCGCUCCAGAGAUCAUAGCGUAUCAGCCUUACGGGAAGUCUGUGGACUGGUGGGCCUUUGGAGUCCUGCUGUAUGAAAUGCUCGCUGGGCAGCCGCCUUUUGACGGGGAAGAUGAAGAUGAGCUGUUCCAGUCGAUCAUGGAGCAUCACGUCUCUUACCCUAAAUCCAUGUCCAAAGAAGCUGUUGCUAUCUGCAAGGGGCUCAUGACCAAACACCCAGGUAAGCGUCUGGGCUGUGGUCCAGAGGGGGAGAGAGACAUCAAGGAGCACGCCUUCUUCCGCUAUAUAGACUGGGAAAAGCUGGAGAAUAAAGAGGUCCAGCCGCCUUUCAAACCUAAAUCUUGUGGGCGUGAUGCGGAGAACUUUGAUCGCUUUUUCACGCGCCACCCCCCAGAGCUGACCCCCCCAGAUCAGGAGCUUAUAGCCAACCUGGACCAGGAAGAAUUCGAAGGCUUCUCAUUUGUUAACCCUGAGUACCCUCACACAACUCACUGACCAUGCCACAUAUCUCUGGGCUGCACUAGUAAUCCCCUACUCCUCGAAAAACGUACAUUAAAAAAACACAAAAAAAAUCAGUCACCAUGAUGUCAUAUCCAGGCUGCAUUCGAGUGAAGCAUUAAAGGAAUAGUUCAACAUUUUGAGAAACAUGAUUUUUUUUUUUUAGUUAGAUGUGAAGAUUGAUUGUCAGUUUCAUGUGUUUGUAUGAAGUACAUAGGUGGAGCCAGGAGGCGAUUAGCCUAGCUUAGCAUAAAGACUUGAAGUAGGGGGAAACGGCUAGCAUGGCUCUUUCCAAAGAUGAUAAAAAUAUGCCUACUUACACCUCUAAGGGUGAUCACUUAACAUGUAUCUAGUUUGUUUAAUAAUAAAUUAAAUAAUAAAUGCAGACUGCUGAAGUCAUCCGUAAACUACGUUUUGUUGGGAAAAACCCAGUUCAACUUGUUAAUCAACCCAUUUAGUUUUUCUGUUUUAGGUUUUAUGGAGCCUUCCUUAACUAGCCUAUCUAGAUCACCUUAUCACUGUGAUUUGAAUAUAACAAAGGAAACAAAUCGUCCUCAGCUGUACUGUAGUAAUAAGAAAAGGUUAGCACGCCAAAGUAAGAUGGUAAACAUGGUCAGCACCUACUAAACAUCAUGCUGAUGUUAGGAUUUAGCUCAGAGCACCACUGUGCCUACAUAUAUCCUCACAGAGCCGCUAACGUGGCUUUGACUGUAACACAACCAGUAGUAGUCAACCAGCAGUAAUCAUGCUGACAGACCGUGCACGUUGCUGGUUGAAGAUAAAAUGUCUAAAUUAGUACGGUAGCCAGGCUAGCUGUUUCCCCCCUGGUUCCAGUCUUUAUGCUAAGCUAAGCUAAUCGCCUCCAGGCUCCACCUCUGUACUUCAUGUACAGACAUCAGAGUGGUAUCAAUCCUCUCAUCUAACUCUCAGAAAGAAGUGUGUUUUCUCAACAUGCCAACCGAUUUCUUUAAAUAACAUUGAGAUGGAAAUGCAGACAGGUGCUCAAAUGCUAACGAUCAGGAGAAAUAAUCAGAUAUUCAUGUGUCAAGUUGCCAGUAGGAGACUAGUCAUGUUUCCAGUGGUGACACUGUUUUCACUUUGGUUUAUCACGUCAUGUUACACUGCUGCUCUCGUGUCAGCUCUACUGGCUGUAUUUUUAUCUUUAGUGCAGAUAUGUUGCUCCUGAUUGCCGCCCGGCCGCUCACACCAGCAGGUUCAUGUUGGGAGUCCGACCUCAGGCCUGACCUGAACCUGCUCUGUCUCUGUGUCACUCUCCCUGUAAUUGCAUAUUGACUAUGAUGACCUAUCAGUAAUAUUGAUGAGUGUACUAUGAUCACAUAUUGGUAAUAUUCAUACAGUGUAAGUGAAAACUGACCAAUUGCUUUGCUCUGAUUGUUUGAGUACUAAUCAGUUUCCUAAUGUCGACUUUACUUUUGUCUAUAGGACCAAAUACUUCUACACUUUCUGUUCAGUCAGUGUUGUGGUGAGCUUAUCUGAAACUUUUUUGCUGAUUUCAUUUUUAACCAGUCCGAGAAUAGACGUCUUUAUACAUGCAGUCUGCAAGAGCGCGAGUCUGCUGAAAACAUUCACCACAUUACACUGUGUUUUUAAUAACAGAGAACAUAUCUUCUUAGCUUCUAAACAACCAUUUUUUGGGGGAGGUUUUUACAUAUGACAGAGCCCUGUUGAGUUUUGUGAAGCUGGUAGUUUGUUAGCUUAUAAAAAGAGGACGUCCAAAAGUGCCAAACUAGGGUUCAGAAUCAUGAGGAUGUGUGUCCUCAAUAACUGUGACGAAGGGCAGCCAUCUUGUGCCAUUUUGCAGUACAUGUAUAAUUAUUAGAAUAUGCAUUAUAGCUUAUCUGUUCUUCAACAAUACAAUACCCUUGGAAAGUCAUUUUCAUGUACAAAAUGAAUUGUCUGAGAAGACGCGUGUUUCAUUGUGAGGCAGGUUGUAUUAUCUUUUUUGUAACUGUGUAACGAUGCAGGUUAGUGAAAAUGUGUCAAAUCUUGUUUUUUGAGCUCGUAUCAAAAAAGGGAGGUGGUGGCAUGGUGACAUCGCAGAUUUGUGUCUGUUAAUGCGAAGACGACGAUACUGCUAGGUGGAGAGAAAAAAAAGACAGAGGAAAAAAAAAAAAGGAACGCGAGCGUUUACUGUGAUGAUGGUAAUGGUAACGAAUCAAUAGUGACAUAACGAGAGAUAUGACAGAAUAUAUACGUAUAUAUUGAGUUCUAUAUCAGAGAGAUAUUUGGAUAAAUUGUUCUGGAUGAGAGAGAUGCUUCUGUGGAUUGUGUAAUUGUCCCGUAUGAUUGGAAACUGAUAAUAUACUCACUGGUGCCUACCAGACUCCCUC